AUGCCUCUAGCAGUUGCCGCGGUAGCGACCAUCUGUGUUGCUUUCUUAGUUUACCAUGUUUGCUGGGCACUGUUCUUCGGCCCUCUAGCAAAAGUCCCAGGGCCCAAGCCAUUCUCACUGACUGGCCUAAGACUCGGCAAGGAGGACUUCCAAGGUACACGCACGCGGACAAUCCAUCGUCUUCAUCAACAAUACGGCCCAGUUGUGCGCGUGGGUCCCAACGAGGUCUCGUUCAAUUCCCUGACAGCCUUGCGCCAGAUCUAUGGGGCCGGUAGUCCCUUCGGACGUCCGCCUGCGUUUUACCGCAUGUUUGAUGUGUACGGGCAGGCACACCUGUUUACAUUUUACUCCUCGGUCGAGCAUGCGGCUCGGAAGAAGAUCAUGAGCCAAAUGUAUUCUAAAUCAACCGUUCUGAAAAGUCCGGUCGCCGACUCGAUUCAAUCAAAGGCCAAGGAGUUCACAGAUUUGAUCGAGUCGGAUCCGCAGACGGCGUCAAAUCUGGUCAAGAGCUUGCAUUUUUUUUCCCUGGACAACAUUACGUGGAUAACUUUCGGAGAACGCGGAGGCACAUCGGCUCUGGCGGGCGACGUGGUGGAUAGGCAGAUCCUGAGUGACAUUGACGAACCCACCGCGCGCAGAUAUUCAUGGUUCCAAAUACAUCUGCCACGGUAUACACGCCUGGUCAUGUCCUGCGGCUCGCAUCUAAGAUCGAUCCUCGAUGUGCUCAGCCUCCUCCCAGGAAAAAGGCCGUUGGCGUAUAGCGGGCUUCAAGACUAUGCUUUGGCGACCUUUGAUACCCAUCGACAGGACAAAACCUUGGUGCCAACAGGCGACUGUGGUCUCAUGAUGAGAUUGAUGCAUGAACAAGGCAGCAAUUCUUGGAAAACACCCAUCUCUGACAUGGACAUCGCCGCAGAAUGCGCCGACCAUCUUGAUGCCGGGCUCAAGACAACAAGCGAUACAUUGAUGUUUGCUCUAUGGGCACUAUCGCUCCCAGGACGCCGACACUAUCAACAACGUCUUAUAGCAGAAGUGAAGGACAUGGAAUCCGUUCUGGCAGGCAACGGAUCGAUUUUGCCAGCAGAUGUAUGCGACCGGCUGCCUUUUCUCGAUGCCGUGAUCAAAGAAACAUUGCGUUUAUAUGCUCCUAUUCCAGCAUCCCAGCCCCGGACCAGCACUCGGGAUACCACAAUCGACGGCUACUACAUUCCUGCCGGGACAAUCGUCAGCUGCCAGGCGUUUUCCCUCCAUCGGAACCCCGAAGUCUUCCCAGAUCCUAACACCUUCAAACCCGAUCGAUGGCUGGCAGGCGAUGCAGAGACAGCUGAGAUAAAACGCUGGUGGUGGCCCUUUUCUAGCGGGGCAAGAAUGUGUCUUGGAAUGCACUUGGCGCUUGCAGAAAUGAAGACAUUGUUGGCAGCUAUCUAUCAGACAUACUCGACAACGCUGAGCCCGGAGUUUGAGAAGUUGUCGCCGACUGCGACUAGCCGGUUUGAAUUGGUGUAUGAUGACUCGUUUCCUAUUCUUGAGGGCAAGGAAUGCCGUGUCAGAUUCGAGAAGCGAUGGUUGAGUUAA
Penicillium riverlandense is the source of this 1575-nucleotide messenger RNA. RefSeq names its product cytochrome P450. Gene Ontology annotation, molecular function: iron ion binding; heme binding; monooxygenase activity. The record is from RefSeq and is a predicted model, not a curated record. The transcript has 3 exons. The coding region runs from base 1 to 1575 and encodes 524 amino acids. Lineage: Eukaryota; Fungi; Ascomycota; Eurotiomycetes; Eurotiales; Aspergillaceae.